This is a messenger RNA of Lachancea mirantina, 738 nucleotides long. NCBI's taxonomy places the organism in Eukaryota, Fungi, Ascomycota, Saccharomycetes, Saccharomycetales, Saccharomycetaceae. The record is from the annotation of a GenBank genome assembly.
AUGAGUGAGUGGAACGAAGAUCAGGGUUUGGUGCUUGACGGGAAAGUCUAUCCCUAUAUCGAGAAAAACCCGCUUGACGAAAUAUCUUUGAACGCGUUUGCUCUAGGCGCCACGUUUGCCACUGCUUUGACAUUGUUGCCUCUCAUUGAGUUUUACAAUCUCAGCAUCUACAUGGCUUCCUUGUCACUAUUCCAUUUUCUCGAGUUCUAUACUACGGCGCGCUUUAAUCCAGGUAAAGUGACAUCUAGAUCUUUUCUAUUACGGAAUGGUAAAGGAUACAUACUCUCACAUGUCUUUGCCAUGUGUGAGGUGGGUAUUGGACGAAUCCUUUCCCCAACCUGGAAGUGUACUUCAUAUUCCCUCUUUCACAGAUUUGUCUUCACCAUUGGCCUCAUUUUAAUGAUCAUCGGUCAAUUGGCGAGAACUCUGGCUAUGGUAACCGCUGGUAAAUCUUUUUCGCACCAUGUCAAAACAGAACAAAAUGCAGACCAUGUGCUGGUUACGGAAGGAGUCUAUUCUUCAUUGAGACACCCAAGCUAUUUUGGAUUUUUUUGGUGGGCUUUGGGCACUCAAAUGUGCCUUUUAAAUCCCUGCUCAUUUGUACUCUUCACAGUGGUUUUAUGGAAAUUCUUUAAUGAACGGAUCGAAUUCGAGGAAAAGUAUUUGGUUCAGUUUUUUGGACAACAAUACCUUCAUUACCGGGCCAGAGUCCCUGUUGGAAUACCAUUUAUAAAAUGA